Molecule: messenger RNA, 1354 nt
Organism: Thamnophis sirtalis
Lineage: Eukaryota; Metazoa; Chordata; Lepidosauria; Squamata; Natricidae
Source: RefSeq, a predicted model, not a curated record
GAAAAAGAUUCUUUUGUAGAAGAAUACCAGUUGCAGUAUGUUCAGCAGUUGCUGAGAAAGCCUGUGCUUGGGAAUCCCCAGAAAAACUGGUUUCAGAGAAAAUUAUAUCAAUGGGACCCCUACUUUAAAUUCCCUGGCAGAAUAAUCAGCACAAUUGUUGUUAUGUUCAUAUGUCUUUACAUGUUUAUUGUGACAGAAUAUAUUCUCAUCAGUUUCUUAGUGACCUUGCUCAAAACAAUCUUUCAGUUCUUAAAAACAAGUAUUCCAGGUUCAGAAAAUGAAACGUGGACUCAAGGCUUUGAAGAGUUUAUUCAUAUCUUUGAAGGAAUUUGGAUUGCUACUACUAUAAUUGCUUCUGUCACAUGUGUUGGAUAUGUGUUUAACAUCUUAGUCUGCUACAGAAAACAUAUUAAACUAUUGAGGGCAGGCAAAAAGCACCUACUUGUGUCAGAAUCUAUGAAAGUUUCAUCUGCUCAAAGUGUGGUAGCACUGUCAAAGUUUAUCUCUUUCCAAGUUGCAUACAUAAUGUGGGGAUACCUAAUCAUGCACUUGGUGCAGUGGUUAUUUGGAAUGAUAGUUACGUAUAUUUUGAUUUUACCUAUGAAAAAUGGCAAAUGGAUGGAGCUUUUAAACAAAUGGGGAACUACAAUCCUGACAUUUGUCAUUGUCCUAGUGAUCAAGAAGAUACAAGUGCUUGCAGGCGCCAGGUUUUUUCUCCAGCCGAAAAUGUCACCGACUGACAGUCAAAAGCCUUUGGCUCUUGAUAACAGGAGAGGCUUCGUAAACUUCAGUUAUUUUUUAUUCUUCCAUUCGGUGGUCGUGGGUUUAGCUUCCUGUCUGAUGAGACUUGCCCGCAGCAUCAUUCUUGGAGUCUGGCUGGUUGGACGGAUAGAUAGGCCAGUAAUGCCAAAAGGUUAUGAACAAUGUGAUGCAGGUUACACAGUUUGGAUUGGAAUGCUGUAUCUGGACCACUAUCACACAAACCCCAUCCUUGUGUGCUUCUGCCAAAUCCUUUGCGACAAAUACAAACAGAAAAGGCUGUCUGCCGAUUCAUACUCCUCUGUGUGUACGCUUUUGGAAAUAGUUCCCAGAGUGUCUAGCAAAGCCAGGAUAAGAUGGUUCCUGCUCUAUACACUUCUGAAUAACCCCACUGUCCAAAAAGUCCGGAAGCUAAAACCUCUCUCUUAUUAAGUGGAUGGAUCAAAUCUUUUCUCUUUUUGACAAUGUGUGCUCAAUCUGCUAAGAGCAUAUAGGUGCCUCUGUGGUCAGCAACAAUUUAGUGUUUGAUCCAAGUUGUGAUCAGGAGGGGCUUGCUGACAUAUUCAUUUCUUUUCUAAAUGAACACUUGCACCAU